AUGAUGUAUUUGAAAUUACAUCUCUUACUAUUCUUUCUUACUUUCAUCGAUAUUUCCUCUGCUGGUGAAGGAAAAGGGUCAUUUCAUUACAAUUUUGACUCACCAAAUUUCUCACCAUUACAAAAAAGAUAUAAAAGAGGAAUUGAUGAUGACAACGAUGAUGUCGAGAACACAUUUCGUUUACCAAAAGACGUUGAAGUGCUAGAAGAUUCGAUUGAUCAUCAGUAUUAUUUGAUGGAAAUCAAAGUCAACAGAUCUGAUCUAAUGAAGGAUUAUUACAUCGACGUACCAGCAAUGUUAGAAAGGCCGGGAACUGUUGGUAAUAAAAGUCAUUCAUCACUAUCGAAUAGCUAUAGAAGAGCCGUGGCAGCUAAAAUACAGUUCGAUUUUCCCUUUUAUGGUCACCGAAUGAAAAAUUUAACUAUCGCUACUGGUGGCUUUGCUUACAUUGGUGAUCAAUGGCAUAGCUGGUUAGCAGCCACUCAAUAUAUUGCACCGCUAAUGGCCAAUUUUGAUACACACGGUGAAAAUGCUACAAUUAUGUACGCGGAUGAUGGUCAAAAGUUUGUCAUGGAAUGGCGCAAUUUACAACUUCGUGAACAACGUUCAGAUGGCUUUUUCACUUUUCAAGCAUCUCUACACAAGAACGGAGAUAUUUGGUUUGUCUAUAAAGAUGUACCAAUACCUGUUACAAACAUCAGUGAUUCUCACCACCCAGUGAAAAUAGGAAUGAGUGAUGCGUAUCUUUUCCAUCAUAGCGUGCAUAAUCCUCUUGCACCUAUUUCGCAGCCUCCGUCGAUAAAACGAGUUAUUUACGAAUACCAUCGUAUUGAAGUGAAACCAUCGUUAAUUGUUUCAAAUACAAUCGUUAUAUUAAAAGCUCAACCAACAUGCAUACAAUAUCAAAGCUGUGAAGAAUGCUCCAAUGCAACUUUAAAACAUUUUAACUGCUCUUGGUGUCAUUCAAAAGCAAAACACGGUGGACCUUUCUGCUCUGAUCAAGCUGGAUUACAUAGACGUCGACAACACUGGAUUGAAGGAAACUGUAAGGAUAAUGGUAAAGUAACUUACUGCAGUGCAGAUGAAGAUUUCAACGAAGUGGAUGACGAAGAUGACAUUCAAGAUGCAUCUGGAAAAACACGAGUAACGGCAUCACCGUCAGAACCGGAUGAAGUGGUUGCUUGGGAUCGUGAAAAGAAAAUUAAAGUUCCAGAAGUAGCCAAAGAUAGCCAAGAUGUAUUAGGUCGGUCUAAUAGCGGAUUUGUGUCGAUAUUUAUUGUCGUUGUUGGUGUUAUAAUGCUAGCAAGUUGGGCCUCAUACGCAUAUUUCAAUCCUCAUACUCCAUCGGGCCAAUUACUGAUAAGGUAUCGUCCUUCGAGGUGGCAUAUGCCAUCAAGUCAUGUUCGAUAUAGUGCUUCAGUACACAUGUAA
Molecule: messenger RNA, 1431 nt
Organism: Brugia pahangi
Lineage: Eukaryota; Metazoa; Nematoda; Chromadorea; Rhabditida; Onchocercidae
Source: the annotation of a GenBank genome assembly